Messenger RNA from Myiozetetes cayanensis, 3169 nucleotides. RefSeq names its product GTP binding elongation factor GUF1 (gene GUF1). The record is from RefSeq and is a predicted model, not a curated record. Gene Ontology annotation, biological process: positive regulation of translation. The coding region runs from base 35 to 2008 and encodes 657 amino acids. NCBI's taxonomy places the organism in Eukaryota, Metazoa, Chordata, Aves, Passeriformes, Tyrannidae. Gene Ontology annotation, cellular component: mitochondrion. Gene Ontology annotation, molecular function: GTPase activity; GTP binding; mitochondrial ribosome binding. The transcript is spliced from 17 exons.
GGGCUGUGAGGGGGCGAGCCCGGCCCCGAUCGCGAUGGCUCUCGCCGGCAGGACGGCGGCGUGGUGGGCGCGGCUGCGGAGCCCCUGCCCCGCCGCAGCCCCGCUGUGCCGUGCGGCCUGGCUGCCCGCGGCGGGCGGGCGGCGCUUCAGCUCCCGCGGCAAGGAAAAAUUAGAUAUGUCAACAUAUCCGGUUGAAAGCAUUAGAAACUUCAGUAUUAUAGCUCACGUAGAUCAUGGAAAAAGUACACUAGCAGACAGAUUGUUGGAAAUUACAGGAACAAUUUCUAAAACUGACCGUAAUAAACAAGUGCUGGAUAAACUGCAAGUAGAACGUGAAAGAGGAAUUACAGUUAAAGCACAAUCUGCAUCUCUCUUUUACAAUCAUGAAGGCAUAAACUACCUCUUAAAUCUUAUUGACACGCCAGGUCACGUAGAUUUCAGCUAUGAAGUAUCACGGUCACUGUCUGCCUGUCAGGGCGUCAUACUUGUAGUGGAUGCAAAUGAGGGUAUUCAGGCUCAGACAGUGGCAAACUUCUAUCUUGCUUUUGAAGCACAGCUUUCAAUAAUUCCUGUCAUAAAUAAGAUUGACCUGAAGAAUGCAGACCCUGAAAGAGUUGAAAAACAAAUUGAGAAGCUGUUUGAUAUCCCUGCAGAUGAAUGCAUAAGGAUUUCUGCUAAACAAGGAACAAAUGUUGAAAAAGUUCUUCAAAAGGUCAUUGAGAAGAUCCCACCACCCCAUUGUAAUACUGCUGAUCCAUUGAAAGCCUUAGUAUUUGACUCCACCUUUGACCACUACCGAGGUGUCGUAGCCAAUGUUGCACUCUUUGGUGGGGAGAUUGCAAAAGGGAAUAAAAUCGUGUCUGCACACACAAAGAAAAGAUACGAAGUCAGUGAAGUCGGAAUUCUGACUCCAAAUGAACAACCAACACAUAAGCUAUAUGCUGGACAGGUGGGGUACCUGAUUGCUGGAAUGAAAGAAGUAACAGAAGCCCAAAUAGGAGACACACUCUUUUUGUAUAAACAGCCAGUGGAGCCUUUGCCUGGCUUUAAGUCAGCGAAGCCAAUGGUUUUUGCAGGAAUGUAUCCUGCAGAUCAAACAGAAUAUAAUAAUCUCAAAAGUGCUUUGGAAAGGCUGACAUUGAAUGACUCCAGUGUAACUGUUCAUCGUGACAGUAGUGUUGCCUUAGGAGCUGGAUGGAGAUUGGGUUUCCUUGGUCUUCUACAUAUGGAGGUUUUUAAUCAACGUUUGGAACAAGAGUAUAAUAUGUCUGUUAUUUUGACUGCACCGACAGUUCCAUAUAAAGCUGUUCUUUCCUCAGCAAAGUUGAUAAAGGAGUAUGGAAAAGAUGAGAUUACUAUUAUCAACCCUGCUCAGUUUCCUGAUAAAUUGUCAGUAUCAGAAUAUUUGGAGCCAACUGUUCUUGGUACUAUUGUAACCCCUGAUGAAUAUAUUGGGAAAAUUAUUACUUUGUGUCAGGAUCGCAGGGCAGUCCAGAAGGAUAUGUUGUACAUUGAUGAAAACAGGGUUAUGCUAAAAUACCUCUUUCCACUGAAUGAAAUUGUGUUGGAUUUUUAUGAUGCGCUUAAGUCUCUGUCUUCUGGCUAUGCAAGUUUUGAUUAUGAAGAUGCAGGAUACCAAGCAGCAGACCUAAUCAAAAUGGAUAUUCUUCUCAAUGGAAAUCCAGUUGAAGAACUGUCUACUAUCAUACAUAAUGAUAAGGCAUAUGCUGCUGGUAAACUCCUGUGUGAACGUUUAAAAGAAGCCAUACCUAGACAGUUGUUUGAAAUAGCCAUCCAGGCUGCUAUUGGCAAGAAAAUCAUUGCAAGAGAAACGCUCAAAGCUUACAGGAAAAAUGUUGUGGCAAAAUGUUAUGGUGGAGACAUUACAAGAAGAAUGAAGCUUUUAAAGAGGCAGGCAGAAAGCAAGAAGUUGAUGAGAAAAAUUGGCAACGUGGAAGUACCAAGAGAUGCCUUUAUACGUGUUCUAAAGAGAGAAACUGACAAGUAGAGAUCAAUGACAUGAUCCUUCUCUCAACUUUUUUGCAGACAGUAGCAGAGUGAGCUAAUAUAUGAUUUAUCAAUGUGAGAGGGAACAUACUUGACUUUUAAUGGUGUAAAUUAAGUAUAUGUGGGAAGAUUAAUUGAAAGGAGUGCGUACUUAAAAUGUACAGAUACAUGUAGAUUAUUAUGAAAUUAAAGUUCACUUGACUGAAUUUUCAUUGUAUCAUUUUCAUUGUAUUUCAAUGUUUUCAUAUUUCAAUACUUAAUGUUUUAUUUUUGCAUUGCAAGUCUACAUAUGAAAGAACAGGAACCAUAUGGCAAAAAGGUUAUAAAAGUAACUGAAAGGUAUGUAUAGACAAACAAUACUGUGUUGGUUUGGUUUUUUCUUGUAAAGUUUUAGCUGUUGCCAUAACAAUACCAAGCUGCUUCCUGUUUUACUUUUUCUAAAGUUGCUGCUGUCAGGAAAUCAUCAUCAUGCUGGAAAAUUACAUCAGAAAAAAAAAAAAAAUCAAAACUUUUUUAAUGUACCACACUGCGUAUUUUAAAUACUUGUUGAAGUGUGUAAGUUUACCGUUAGUACAGCCUAUACUCAGCUCCAGAGAAAUCAUAAGUUUUAAUAUAUUAAAACACAGGAUAUGUAACUGCUGCACCAAAAGACCAAUUCAAGCCUUAAAGAAUUCUUUUGGCAUGAAGGUUUGGUUAGAACACGUCUUUGUGUACUUGGUGAAGUUUUAUUUCUAUUGUUAGCGAGUCGUCAGUUGAAAGCUGCAGGGCAGUGUGCUUUAAAUACGCGCUGUACACAAAGCAGUCAUAAAUGCAAGUUAAUGACCCUGCUAUAUACUGUGUUUACAACUGCUUGCCCACCUCCAAAAGCUUUUAAGACACUCUUCCAUGCUUUUGUAAUUUCACAGAACCAUAGAACAGUCCAGGUUUGAAGGGAUGUUAAAAGACCAUCUGGUCCAACCCUUUAUGUGAAAGGUGAGCAUAGAUGAGAAUCUACUACAGCCUGAGGCAAUAACAUGAUUUGUAAUUAAGGCUACCUGCCUGUCAUCUAGGUGAAGAGUUAAAUUCUUGAAGUUCUGCUUUGUUGCACUUUCUCUCAGUGAGUAUUUUACACAAGGACAUGAUCCCACUGCUCCCUCCAAAAAAGUCUAAAUCAGUGAACUCU